Messenger RNA from Folsomia candida, 4462 nucleotides. RefSeq lists its product as uncharacterized. NCBI's taxonomy places the organism in Eukaryota, Metazoa, Arthropoda, Collembola, Entomobryomorpha, Isotomidae. The record is from RefSeq and is a predicted model, not a curated record. The transcript is spliced from 11 exons. The coding region runs from base 400 to 2331 and encodes 643 amino acids.
UGUACACAUAGUAUAUAUGUAAACUACAAUGGUGUAUGCUUAAAAAGUUGAAUCAUAAUAAUAUCACCUCCAUUGCAUUAGAUAACUAGCAAAAACGAAGAGUCAAAUAGCUUUUCUUUUAAAAGCGUACGCAGCGAAGGUGUGGUUUGGUUUCGCGAAAAAAAACUGUUACUGGAUUGUUGUGGAGUGGAAUUUGUAUAUAUUCAGUAGCCAAAAAUCUAAGUUUUGCAAAUAUCGUCUAAAUUAAUUAGUCUAAAUUAAUCAAAAUUACUGCCUAAUGAAUCCAAGACAUAUCUUUCUAUCUAUCGGUAAAACAAAGUCUGCAAAAUAAAAGUUUUUCCGACAUUUAACUCAUGCGAAAUCUAGAAACGCUUAGAGCUACGAAAUAAAAUCAUUAAGAUGAGCGGAUCAAGAUCUCAGUUUCACUCUAGACAUCGUAAAUUAUGGCAUCUCAUCAUCACUGCCUUGACCUUACUGCCAUAUCACCCCACAAAUUCGCAGUCCCCCUUCGAAGUCCCCACUUAUCGUCAGUACGCCCCCGGAGAGCGGCUCAAGCCCGAACACGUUGUACCCAUCGUCAUCCGAGGGGCGUGGUUCUCUCGAGAAAAAAAUGUCAACACUUUCACCGAAUUUGACGACAAAUCAAUGUCCAGCCGCGGCAUUCUGGUCGAUCUUAAAGAAGAAUUUCAUGUCAAUUACACCCUAAUUUUCAAAUCUGAAAACUGUUUCCAUUGUGUCCGCAUCAACGUGAGGACGGUCAACAUAUUGGAGAAAAUCGAGACCGGAUGUAUCAACUUUCCCACUAACCGAGAUCCCCCCACGAUGGAGGAAGUUUGUCAGAAUCUGAACCCAGAUCAAAAUUUGAUUACACUUUUUUCUGAAAAUCCCGUCCCCGUAAAUUGCCGUUCCAGUUUGGAAGGCGUUUGGCAGUUCGCGUAUCAAAAUAGGUUUCGGUUCACCGGCGAGUGUGACAACCCUGAAGCGUCGAUUCAAUCCUGCCAAACGCCUGGGACCCAAUUUUUGAUCACGAAUCAAAAGUUUAAUAUUACAUACAAGGCAUGUGAGGGAAUGACGGGCACGUUUGAUGGGACCGUGGAGUACAGCUGCCUGGGGGACUGGUUUAUCGGAAAGAAUCACUUUUUUGCCGUCGUCAACACAAAAGAAUCCCGAAAGGAUGAAAAGUAUCGAUGUUUCCUGCGAAAUCGGGACGAUGAUUUAUUUCUUGCUGCAUCCAUCACAGCCGAAUGUAACACGAUUAAAGGGUCUGAAAGUGCACCUGAACGGUUACGAAUGACGCCAGUCAAAUCCGAAAUUGUCACACCAUCAUGUAAACUGCCCCAAAAUUAUACUGGAGAUUGGAUCAACACUGCCAAUCUUGAUGGUGACGUAGUAAUUAAUUCGACCCACAUUGUCGAAACGUGGUGGCCUGACGAGGGUCGUUAUCGUAAAACGGUCUACGUCUGCAAGGAGAAGAGAGGAUCGAGAUAUCUGAUGGCCAGGUUGACGGUGGAUGGAUGCCAAAAGGAUUACGUCUGCUUUGACUUUGUUCCGAGACAUCACAACAUAAUCCGUUUCAGGAAAAGCACUGCCCUGAUUACGGAACAAUUUUCUACGGUUUGUUCCUGGGUACAGUUUAAGAACGCGGAUCAAUGGAAAUAUGAUCUUUUACUGGUCAAGAAUCCGGACAACAUUCCUUGUCCAAUAUCCGGCUAUUAUCAAUUCCAUCAGACCGGAAGUAACCCCAUGGUGUCGCGGAUAAUGAACGGAAUCACGGACUCGCCUCGACCUCGAUUAAGCUGCAACAGGAACAUUUCCUCCUUCAAAGUGUGUGACGCUGAGAGGAAGGAAAUUGUUGUGGAUGUGGAGGAAAAUGUGUGCGUCGACUAUUUAGGCAGACCCCUCGACAUUUACAGUGAUCCCGACUACAAAAUGAAAUGUAUCGGAUACUGGAAAGAGAACUUGAAGUCGUACCUCAUCACGUACGACGAGCUGGACGCGUUUUCCCGAUAUCGCUGCUGGGUGUAUCAACGCUCCGACCUCAAUCGUGUCCUUAUGUCACUCUCACUCGGACCUUUUUGCUCCCUCAUCCAGGACGUCGACAGUUACGACAACAAGCAUGGCGCAGCCGUCGCCCUGGUCAUGGAAGAGUACGAGAGAGAACGAGAUCAAUGUCCCAUGUUCUUUGACGACGGUGCCAACCCAUAUAAAGAGGAAGAGGAAAGAAUUAUCACAUUUUUUAAAGGAAACUCUGCCACGUCUCUGAUGAAUCAAGAAACAUUGCCAUUUUUUAGCUUAAUUCUACUAAAAAUUGUAUUCCGCUUACUUUCAUAAAUUACAAGGGAAUGAUUUUUAUGGAUUUUACUUUUCUAUAUCUUGCAUCAAAGAAUUUGAGAGAUUGGAUGUUGUAAUAUUUAUAUUUUGAUAAUUUUAUUCCAUGACACGGUAAGAAUUUCUUACUAAGAAAGAGGAAACUUUUUUAUGAAUCUGUAAUUUUGUACAAUUUUGAUAACUGUCUGUGGUUUGUGUUGGUGUGUGAAAUGAGUUUAAUAACAAAUACAAAUAGAUACAUUUUUUAUGAGAAAAUAAGACUAUCAUGGACUCAACUAUUUUUAAAGUAUUUUAUGCAUUUCUACAUAACAAUUGCGCUUGGCUAUGUAUUGGUUUUAUUUAUUUGUUAAAGAAGUCACAGUUUAUUUACUAAAUUUCAUAUAGAUUUUUUGCCGACGAUUUGGGAAAAAUGAAAAAAAAAUUUAGAACAUUUCCUUAUCAAUUCUGAUUUUCCUAAAUGAUAAAAUCUCUUUGAUAACGUUAAAUUAAUGUCUGUGGAUGACAGGUAUGAAAACAUGAGACACCGACAUAAAAGAAUGAAUUUUACAGUCUCCUAGCUUGAGACCGUACAUCAACCCUUUCACAAUAUUAAUCUGUAUUAAGUAUAUUCCAAAAAUGCAACCCAAAAAUAGAAGUGAAAGUAUGAGCAUAUUAUACAUAAACAUAUUUAGUCUAAACUGGUUCAACUUUUUCGUACUUUAUAUUCCACAUUCAUCACAUAAUAAAUGUAUUAAUCAAAUAGUUACAUAAUAUCUAUGUAGAUAACUACUGUAUAACUCAUUUCAUUGUCAAACACAGCGUGUACAGUUUGUAAACUUUCUCCGUUAUUAAAUCUAAUGUACUUGUCAAACAUAUAACAAAUCUACAACGAUGGAUAUCAAUGGGGGACAAAAUACUACAUAUUUUAUUAAGACUGACCUACAGGAAGACUUUCAGGGUCAGCAGCCAGUGGUACAAUGCAAAGACGAAAAGGUAACUUUGCAUACUGGUGUAAGUGAUGACUUUUAGACCCUGUGUAUUUCUGAGAAAAUUGCAAUGCAUUGACCGGUUAUGACAGAUAAGUAACAUUUGGGUCAUCCAGCAGCUAGUGCUUACACCACGCUUUAUAUUUGUUAGUCCAUAUUAAUUCCAGUAUUAAAAUACUACAUAAUUCUGACAUGAUCUACUACUGAUUAGUCCUUUUGCAUAUAUGUACCAUUCUCUAUAUUUUAUAAAUCGUUUUGCAUUCAGUUCCUGCGUGCAGACUGUUCGCUAAAUUUUACAUCUAAAUUAAACCAUUUGAUAAGCUAUCAAUGAUAACUAUAUAAUACGUAUAUGUGUGCAUUUUUUAGGUCCUUGUGCAGGAUAUACAGGUUACGAACGCUUUUAGGACAAAGCCGACCAGAUGCACGGAAAGAGGGGGAGUGCCCGAAGUAGAAACAUUUGACAGCAACGUAACCCUGAGAUUUUAUUUCAACCCUCAACAACCGACCGUGGCCAUUUUGUCGCCAUCAGUCGUACUCGGAGGUGACCAUAUUGUCAAAAAAGUGCUUGUGACGCCAUCAACGAGAGCAGUCCAUGUACCCGUUAACCAACUAUUCUCUGCAACGCAAAUUCUACAAACCGUUCAAAUUGACAGUAGUUUGUAUUGUUUUAUUUUCGACUGCAUGUACGUUGCUCAACAGGCACGACAAAAGUGGGGAACUAUGUCGCACAUAGUAGAAAAUCGCGGAUAAGUAAUAAUUCUACUUCAAACCAUUUUUGUAAUAUUUUUUAAAAUGCAAAUUUUCCACGCCAAAAAGUCUAUUGCUAAAAUAGAUAAAAAUAGUAAAAAAAAUAUAAAGAUCAUCCGGAAAUAUGUUGGAAUUUCUGUUUGAAUGUAAGAUGUAAAAAUCCAAAUCGAUUAUAUUUUUCAUGCUCAAUAAUGAGAAUUGUAGAAUAAUAAAAUUUGAUAAGUAUAUAAUUAUUUUACAAUAAUUAUACAUAUUUAUUUCCCGUGCACAAAAUGUAUUAAAAAGAAAUCAAAGAAAUGAAUGCUGGAUAAAUACAAUUGAAGUCGUUGGUCGGUUUAGUUUUAUUGGGAACUUAACAAUGUAAUUAUGGUUGAAUAAUAAUCUCACGGAACUUACUUAUAAAAUAAUAAUAAUAAUGAGAA